CUCACUGCGGCCCCGCGGCCGGGGCUCUCGGGGUGGGGGUGGGGCGGGGGUUCCCAGCCGGAGAAUCCUCCCCCGGGGCUGGCGGCGGGGGAGGGGAUGGAAAUCGGGGAAUGGAGGAUUAAGAAGGACUCGAGCUCGGCACGAGCGCGGCCCGCGCGAGGGAUCCUGGGUAAAAAGUGGCCGCGCGGCACCGGGAGAGCGCGGAGAGGAGCCGGGGUCAGAGGUCAGGGCCCUGGAGCCCCGCGAGCAGAGCCCCCCACGUGAACGCAGCGAGCAGAAGGAACCUUUUUGUUUUCGACCAAGCCAGCAUGCUCCCCUAUUGACCGAGCUGCCUUUCCCGGGCCGCUGGAGAGAGUAGCUCCAUCCCGGAUCUCCUAACCCCACCCCCCUUCCACCACCAACACACUACCCAACUCUACCCUUCCUCUCAACUCGCUUCCCAGCCCCCCGUACCGGGCUUGCAAUAACGCAGUAAAUUUGCUUUAACAACAAGUGGGGGUGGUUGCAUUUACUCCUCCCUCUCCUCUCUCCUCCCCCUCCUCUUGCUGCGGCUCUUGACACUACUACAAACCAGGACUAUAAACAUAAACAUGUGUCACUGUAACUGGGCAGGCUCAGAAAUAUCCGUUUAUUCUUUUAACCACACGGAUGUGUCUAUUUUUGGAGGAACAAGGAAACAUAUAAAUGCCUGGGUUGCAUUUAUGCUGUAGUUGCAAACCCCGAACAGUUAAGAAGAUUUUGCCGAAUUUUGCAAAGGAGCCAACAAACCACCUUGGGAUCCUGGUAAUGCAGCUGGGAAGACCCUUGUCUCAUUUGGCAAUAUUUUGGAUAUUCUUGGAAAUGACACCAAAAUAUGCUUUAACUUGACUAAGAAGAGGUUAAACAACAUUGAUACUCAUCCAAAGUGAUUUUUUUUUAAAGCAGAUGCUUGACUUUCAUGGAAAAAAUGAGAGUUGUGGAAGAUUCAUUUAAACUACCAACCGAAAGCAUCAUAGACCACUGAAAUAGUCUGCGUCGUACAUCAGCACUUUCUUCACAUCGUUAUUACGUAAAACCUCUGGAAGCACCUUGGGCGUUUUACAUUUUCUUUUCUUUGCUGCAGAAACAAUCCGCUCCCUGGAAUUCUGACCUGUCGUGAACAGGACCCUGGCAAAGACUGAGGUGGGGACUCUAGGACGAUCCCGCCUCCAAUCCAGCCUGGUUAAUUGUGAAAAGUGUACACAUUUCUGGCUUAUCUAUGCUUUGUUAUGGGUCUGACGUGAAACUACCUCCUCCCCACCCCACCCCCCAGCAGAGAACCAAAAUCCAGUUGAAUUGUUACAGUGUUUCGGAGCUGGAGCCUUGAACUGCUUCCUUGGUCAAAUAACUUUGUUUCUGGUUGUAAAAGGCAUUUCAGGGGGAAAAAAAAAAAGGAAAAUCGAGAGAAAUUCAAAACCAGGAUGCCUUGAGACACACGCAGCAUCUGGUGGAGGAUUAACAUAUAUACAUGUGUAUGUAUGCGUCACGUAUAUAUUUACUGCAAAUGGUGGGGAUCAUUUAGUGCCCGAGAUGGGAGACCUGAAGUCAGGUUUUGAAGAGGUGGAUGGCGUGAGGCUCGGCUACCUCAUCAUUAAAGGAAAGCAAAUGUUUGCCCUCUCCCAAGUCUUCACGGAUCUGCUGAAAAACAUCCCGAGGACGACCGUGCACAAGCGCAUGGAUCAUUUGAAAGUGAAAAAGCACCACUGCGAUCUGGAGGAGUUGCGGAAACUCAAGGCAAUCAACAGCAUCGCCUUCCACGCCGCCAAAUGCACGCUCAUCUCUCGGGAAGACGUGGAAGCGCUCUACACCUCCUGCAAAACCGAGCGUGUCCUCAAGACCAAGCGCAGGAGGGUCGGCCGGGCCCUGGCCACAAAGGCGCCGCCGCCAGAGCGCGCCGCCGCCGCCGCCAGCCCCCGCCCGGGUUUUUGGAAGGACAAGCACCAACUUUGGCGGGGCCUGAGCGGAGCCGCGCGGCCCCUGCCAAUCAGCGCGCAGUCCCCGCGCCCGGGCGCCGCCGCCGCGCGCCCCGCCGCCCAUCUACCUCAGAUUUUUAGCAAAUACCCGGGCUCGCACUAUCCGGAAAUCGUGCGCUCGCCUUGCAAACCCUCUCUAAACUAUGAAACUGCNUUUUUUUUUUUUUUUUUUUUUUUUUUUUUUUUUUCCGCCGGGGCCACUUGCCUGGAGAGGUUUCAUCUGGUUAACAGCUUCUGCACACCUCCCCACCACCACCACCACCACCAUCACCACCACCACCACCACCACCACCGGGCCCAGCAGCCGCCGCCGAAUCACCACCCCCCGCAUCACCACCGGCCUCAGCCCCAUCUCGGCAGUUUUCCCGAGAGUUGUAGCAGCGACUCGGAGUCCAGCUCCUACUCGGACCAUGCAGCCAACGACUCCGAUUUUGGCUCCAGUUUGUCCAGCUCCAGCAACUCGGUGUCCUCGGAGGAAGAGGAGGAGGAGGGAGAAGAGGAGGAGGAGGAGGAAGAGGAGGAGGAGGAGGAGGAGGGGGGCAGUGGGGCCUCGGAUUCCAGCGAAGUCAGCUCGGAGGAGGAGGACUCGUCCACGGAGUCGGACUCCAGCUCCGGCUCCAGCCAAGUGUCAGUGCAGAGCAUCCGUUUCAGACGCACCAGCUUCUGCAAGCCUCCCAGCGUGCAGGCGCAGGCCAACUUCUUGUACCAUCUGGCCUCCGCCGCCGCUGCAACCAAACCCGCUGCUUUCGAGGAUGCCGGCAGACUUCCCGACCUCAAGAGUAGUGUCAAAGCGGAGUCGCCGGAGGAGUGGAAUCUGCAGGGCUGGGCCCCCAAAGCGUCUCCGGUGUACUGCCCGGCCAGCCUGGGGAGUUGUUUCGCAGAGAUAAGGAACGAUAGGGUCUCUGAGAUUACAUUCCCACACUCUGAAAUUUCCAGUACUGUAAAGAGAACUGACCUGACAAUUAACUGCCUGGCCGAGGGGGCCUCUUCACCUAGCCCAAAGACAAACAAUGCAUUUCCACAACAAAGAAUACUCCGAGAGGCAAGGAAAUGCCUACAAGCAAGUCCUACUACACACUGUGCAGAUAACAGCACAAUAGCUGCUAGGUUCUUAAAUAAUGAUUCUUCAGGAGCAGCAGCAAAUUCAGAGAAAGAUUCCAAAAUCCCUCAUUGUGCUGAAUUUGCUACGGAUUUGUCCUCUUCACAGACUGAUUCUGAGGUGGGUGCAGCAGCAAGAGCAGCAACGAAAGCUGAGACUCCCUACGCUAACCCAGGAGACAAGACCUUGCCAUUUCUGCACAAUAUUAAAAUCAAAGUAGAAGACAGUAGUGCUAAUGAAGAAUAUGAACCUGACCUUAUUACAAAUCAGCUUAAGUGUGAGUGCAAUGAUACAAAGGGUGAGUUUUACAGUGUGACUGAAGGUAAAGAGGACGCCUUGUUCACCACAGCCAAGGAAGAAGGUUUUGCAUGCCCUGAAAAAGAAACUCCUUCCUUAAAUCCACUGGCUCAGAGUCAGGGCCUUUCAUGCACUUUAGGUUCUCCAAAACCUGAGGAUGGGGAAUAUAAAUUUGGUGCCAGGGUGAGAAAAAAUUACCGGACACUAGUCCUGGGAAAGCGACCUGUACUUCAGACUCCUCCAGUCAAACCAAAUUUGAAAUCAGCUAGAAGUCCUCGUCCUACAGGUAAAACUGAGACACAUGAAGGAACACUGGAUGAUUUUACAGUUAUAAACAGACGCAAAAAGGUAGCCAGCAAUGUAGCAUCAGCAGUGAAAAGGCCAUUUAAUUUCAUGGCAAAUUUUCCUUGUCCACCAUCACUCAUUAUUGGGAAGGAUGGGGAUUUGUGGCCGGCGUAUUCCUUAAACACCACUAAGGAUUCCCAACCUCCUCACAAGGCCCAUCCUAUAUGGAAAUGGCAGCUGGGCGGUUCUGCAAUACCUCUUCCACCUAGUCACAAAUUCAGGAAAUUUAAUUCAUAAAAGUGUUUUGGAAGAUAUUUUCUUGAACCCUAUUACCUUCCUUUUGUUGUAAACGGCACAGGAUGGUUUGUACAAGUCCAUUAAUGUGUUACACCCCUUUUGGAGCCCUGGUUUAUCGCAUUUUGAAGACAGAAAUCGGAUUACUUUUUUCCCAUUGC
Molecule: messenger RNA, 4127 nt
Organism: Ailuropoda melanoleuca (giant panda)
Lineage: Eukaryota; Metazoa; Chordata; Mammalia; Carnivora; Ursidae
Gene: SKIDA1
Product: SKI/DACH domain containing 1
Exons: 3
Coding region: 1549-3969 (806 amino acids)
Source: RefSeq, a predicted model, not a curated record